Molecule: messenger RNA, 3294 nt
Organism: Onychostruthus taczanowskii (white-rumped snowfinch)
Lineage: Eukaryota; Metazoa; Chordata; Aves; Passeriformes; Passeridae
Product: KIAA1614 ortholog
Exons: 9
Coding region: 1-2874 (957 amino acids)
Biological process (GO): establishment or maintenance of cell polarity; centrosome cycle; regulation of cellular localization
Cellular component (GO): cell cortex; apical plasma membrane; nucleus
Molecular function (GO): protein kinase C binding
Source: RefSeq, a predicted model, not a curated record
AUGGAGGGGAGCCCUCCCGCUGAGGCACGGCGCCUGCCGCGACCCCCCAGGCAGCACCCCCAGGGCGGCCGGAGCCCAGCCCCGCUGGAGCGCCCCGAGGCCGCCCGCGGCCCCCACGCCGUCCUGGAGGGCAAGGUGAAGGCGCUGAAGGAGAAGCAGGGCGGGCGGCCGGGGCCCCCCGCGGCUGCCCCCGAGCGCCCCUCGCCCAAGAAGGCGCGGCCCCGGCGGGGGAAGCCGGGGGCGGAGGGGGCGGUGGAGCCGCGGGCGCAGCUCCGCACCUACCUGACGGACGGGCUGCUGGACGGGGGGCCGCCCCAGCCCGCCCCGGCACCCCGCGCCGCCACCCCCGGGCUCUGGAGGGUCCCGGCACCCAGGGGAGAUGUGCCGCGGGGCCCCGAGCUCCCCCCGGACGAGGGCAGCAGGUCCUGGCACUGUGCCUCCCUCCAUGAGAGACCCUCCCUGGAUGAAGAGGCCCGGAGCCCGCUGCGGGAGCGGGGCCGUGCCUCUGUGCCCGAGGCCGAGAGCUGGGAGAGGCUCUCGCUGGCUGAGCGGGUGGAGAGGAACCGGCGGCUGCUGCAGGAGGUGCUGGGCCUUGCCACUCCCGAGAUGCCAGCAAGCGAUGGGGACUGGGACUCGGGGGUUUCACUGCAGGACGCUGAGGGCUGCAGGGCCGCGGUGGCCGGGCAGGAGCUGGAGCUGAGCCCGCGGCACGAGCAGGCCAAGCAGCUGCUGCAGCGCGCCCGCAUGAAGGCUCGCACGAACCCGCUGCGCGCCAGCCACGACAUCCUGCUCGUCCCCGCCGCCGUCCCGCAGCCCAGGGAGCCCAGCGGGAGGCCGGGCGUCGCCCCGCGGGACGGCGGGAGCCUGAGCGACUCGUCCAGCGGGGAGUCGAGCUGCGGGCGGCCGCGGCGGCCGCGGGGACCGUCCCCGUCCCGCGUCCGCUUCGAGGACGAGUCGGCCCGGGACGCCGAGGUGCGGUACCUGGAGCGGCUGCAGCUGCGGCACCGGCGGGCGCUGGGCUCGGCCAUCGCCUCGCCGGAGCCGGCCGGCAGCAGGCAGCCGGGGGACGGCGCUGGCCAGCCCAAAGCCCGCAGUGGCGACCUCGUGGCCGGGGGCAAGUGCAGCGCCUGCGGCUCCUUCCUCGGUGCUGCCGCCGGCCGGGGCACGGACACGCAAGCUGUCCCCGAGCUGGCCAAAAGUAGCCCUGCGGCACAAAGAAGCGUUCCAGGGGAUAGCAGAGGGCCGGGCGCUGCCCAGACAGAGCCUAAAAUCAGGCCUCUGGGCCCCGGAGGGUCCCCGCUGUGGAUCCUGCCCUCCCGGCAGCGCAUCCACACCGAGAAGAUCAAGGAGACCUACAUCGGAGAUGUCACCUACAUCGACGAGGUGGACUCGGCCCUGGAGAGCACCGACACCUCGGACGGCUGCCGGACGGACAGCGAGGAGGCAGGACCCCGCAGCCCCCACCUGCGGGGGCACCGGGACCCCCGCACUCGCGGGCACAGAACUGCCCGCGCUGCCCCGCAGCCUGAGGCCAGGGCCAGGAAGGGAACGUGUGCGCCCAGCGGGGGCCCCGAGCACGGGGACUCGGGUCCGGGGCCUGUUUGCCCCCCACCACCGGGAAGAACCAGGAGCCGGGAAGAUGGGGAACCCCAUCAACAUCUGGGGGGCAGCAAGGGAGUGGGGAAUACAGCUGCCCCCCCGCAGCAGCCCAGUGAGCCUCUGGAGCCUUCCUCGCAGCUGAGGAGCAGCACCCCCAUCCCAGGCACCCACGUCCCUGCUCCCCCUCAUACCAAGAAGGCCUGCGCCCAGGUGCCUUGCAGGAAAGCCCUGUUCUCCAUCAGCACCCGCCAGGCGCCGAGCCAAGGAGUCCGGGGCCCGGAGCCGGAUGCUGGCAGCGCAGCCCCACCGCAGCCCGGGGGCACGGCGGGGCCGGCCGAGCGGCGGAGUCCCUGCAGCCCCCGGUGGCUCCCGGGGAGCCCCCUCCGUGCCUUGUCCACCAACAACUGCAACAACACCCACGGGCAGGACGCCCCGGGGGCGGGCAGAGGGACACUGUCACACCCCGCUGGCAGCCCUGUCACCGCCGUGCCCCCGGAGGCUGCUCAUCCUGCCGGGGAAGGUGCCGGGAUGUCGGGAGCGCAGCCACAGCGGCACCCGGCCGGGAGCGCGGCACACGGGGAGCCGGGGCGGCCAGUGAGCCGCAAGGGCAGCGGCGCUUCGGCCUCGGGGCUGAAGAAGCUCCUGUGCAGCCUGAGCCAGAGCACCAAGCAGCGCCUGGGCCGCUUCCGCUGCUACAGCAUGGAGCAGCUCCCGGCCCCCGGCGGGUCCCCGCAGGGCAGCCCCGGUGUCAAGAAGUCACCGUCCCUGCAGUCCCUGCAGCUGGUGUCACCCUUCUGCCAGUCCCAAAAAGCUGCUUCUAUCCAGAGCCUGCAUCCCCAGCUGGGGAAGGCACCUCGUGCCAGUGCCUACCUCCUGCCCCAGACCACGGCUGACAGGAAGGGGGGCUCAGGGCCGCAGCGCUCGCUGAGCGUGGAGGACAUCGGGGCGCCCGGCCAGCUGCGGGCGGUGGGGCGCGUGGUCGAGGUCUUCCCCGAUGGCACCAGCCAGCUGGAGCUGCAGCGACCCCCCCACGGCGCCUUCGGCUUCUCCGUCACCUCCGGACACGGCCGGCCCGACACAGGCGUCUACGUGCAGGAGAUGGCGGAUGCUGGCACGGCCAAGCUCUACGCGGGGCUCCUGGGCGUGGGGGACGAGAUCCUGCAGGUCAACGGCGCGGCCGUCUCGGGGCUGGGGCUGGCCCACAUCCGCCAGCUGCUGCUGCAGGCCGACAGCCUGGCCCUGCGCGUGCUCCGGCACCGCCCGGCGCCGCGCUAGCCUGGCACGGCUCCUGCCGAGCCGGCAAGAGGAGGAGGAUGUCCCAGUGAUGGGAGAAGGAAGAUGGCCCGGUGAUGUCCCAGGAUGCUGCAGAAUGGCGUGGCACGGACCAAGCUGCCUCGCAGUGCCGGGACCUGCCCGGCUCCACUGCAGUGGGGGAAGGUGGCUUUCCUUGUGCCCCUGGGAGAGUGUGGGACCAAGGAGCCCCCAGAGUCUCCAGGAGCUGCCCAGGCGUGAGGGACACGGGACAGCCUGGCCCCAACGGAGCCGGGUGGGUCUGUCCUGCUGGGCACUGGGGUGACCGGCAUGGGGACACCCCAUCUCCGUGACCCCAGGAGACAGAGGGCUUCCUGCCAGCACUGCCACCUUGUGCUGGAGGGCUGGUGAGGUUCUUUUAAAUUAUUUCAAACUGAAACCCAA